CGCGAAGCCAAACAGCCAAAACCAAAACCACGCCAAAACAACUCGCUCGCUCGCGAACUUUUCAGCAGGGUGCGGUCCAAAACACUUGUGCCAAACACAACCCUUCCGUCCUCGGCUGGCUCGCUGCUUGCGUCUUCCCGCACCCCACACACGCACACGCACACACGCACAAGCACGCAUACGCAGCACAGUCCUGCCUUCUGCGCGUUCAAACACCCUUGCUGACAUCUUCCACGAAGGAGAAGGCGGCGGCGCGGCAACAACGACCACCAAACAGCCACUGCACAGGUGCUCGCUUGCUUGGCGACACCGUUGCCUGCCUCCACUUGCCUGGGCAGCCACAACCAAAACGGCAACGUGCUGCGACGUCGCCACACACUUCAAGGUGGCCGCAGUGGAAUGCGACCCGCCGCCCGCGCGGGUCAGCACCACCCGUUGCAUGUGUCUGUCGUUCGGACCCUCAUCACAGCGCUGCUCCUGUCACUAUGCUGGCAAGCGGCGUUGCUCCAGCCUGCAGCCUUCCUGGCUGCAGCUGACCCUUCAUCAACAACCACAACAACAACAACAACCACAGAAGGGAUUGGGUUGUCCACAACACAGGAUAUGGGCACGCUCGCACAGACAACCACUGUCGCAGACACGAUGCAGCCCACCACUGCAGACACCAGCAACACCACCAGCAGCGAUACAACCACGCCAGAACCGACAACGGACACUGCGGAGAUGACCACGGGGGAGCUGACGACGACAGAUGACGUGGGCGAUCCCGCAACAUCAACAGCGCCCAUGACAACCAUAAACGCAGUGUCGUCGUCAACCAGUACCACCGCACCAAUUGAGACAACGACUGGCACCGACCUGACCACCACCGACACCCUCGAGGAAACCACCGCUGACACAUCCACAUCAACAAGUACAUCGACAAGCACAUCCACAAGCACAUCCACCUCCACCUCCAGCAGCAGCAGCACGUCGGCGAUUGACACGACCAGUGCUGACCUGACGACAACGGAGGGGCUUGAGGAAACGACCACAGACACAUCCACUUCAUCAAGCACGUCCACAUCCACAUCCACAAGUACCUCCACAUCCACAUCCACCUCCACCUCCACCUCCACCUCCACCUCCAGCAGCAGCAGCAGCAGCACGUCGGCGAUUGACACGACCAGUGCUGACCUGACGACAACGGAGGGGCUUGAGGACACGACCACAGACACCUCAACAUCCACGUCCACAUCCACAUCCACAAGUACGUCCACAUCCACUUCAUCAAGCACGUCCACAUCCACAUCCACAAGUACCUCCACAUCCACGUCAACCUCGACAUCCACAUCCUCGUCCACCUCCACCUCCACCUCCAGCAGCAGCAGCAGCAGCACGUCGGCGAUUGACACGACCACUGCUGACCUGACGACAACGGAGGGGCUUGAGGAAACGACCACAGACACAUCCACUUCAUCAAGCACAUCCACGUCCACAUCCACAAGUACCUCCACAUCCUCUGCUGACCUGACGACAACGGAGGGGCUUGAGGACACGACCACAGACACCUCAACAUCCACGUCCACAUCCACAUCCACAAGUACGUCCACAUCCACUUCAUCAAGCACGUCCACAUCCACAUCCACAAGUACCUCCACAUCCACGUCAACCUCGACAUCCACAUCCUCGUCCACCUCCACCUCCACCUCCAGCAGCAGCAGCAGCAGCACGUCGGCGAUUGACACGACCACUGCUGACCUGACGACAACGGAGGGGCUUGAGGAAACGACCACAGACACAUCCACUUCAUCAAGCACAUCCACGUCCACAUCCACAAGUACCUCCACAUCCUCGUCCACCUCCACCUCCACCUCCACCUCCAGCAGUAGCAGCAGCACGUCGGCGAUUGACACGACCACUGCUGACUUGACAACAACGGAGGAGCUUGAGGAAACGACCACAGACACCUCAACAUCCACGUCCACAUCCACGAGUACGUCCACAUCCUCGUUCUCAUCCAGUUCUGUCAAGACAACAGCUGACCUGACGACAACGAAUGACCUUGAAACAACGACCCAGGAGCUUCUGGAAACAACAACAGACACGAGCACAAGCACAAGCACAAGUUCGAGCACGUCAACCUCGACAUCCACCAGCACGAGCAGCAGCUCCACGAGUGGUGUCACAACAGAUGACCUCACGACCACCGAGGCCCUGGAAGAGACGACCACAGACACGUCCACAUCCACGUCAACAUCGAGCUCAACAUCAACAUCGAGCUCAACGUCUUCAUCGACGUCCACAUCCACAUCGACGAGCAGCAGUGUUGAGACAACAGCUGCGCUGCCGACCACGGGUGACGUUGAGACAACAGCUCAGGACCUGCAGGAGACAACAACAGACACGAGCACAAGCACGUCAACGUCCAGCUCAACGUCCUCGUCCAGCUCCACAUCCUCGUCUUCAUCAACUUCGACGUUGACAUCUACGUCAAGCACUACAGAUGUGCUGCCGACAACCCCGCUUGCUGUGACGACAGAGGGGAUGCCAGAAACGACGACAGACACGAGCACAAGCACCUCAACCUCAACCUCAACCUCAACCUCAACCUCAACCUCAACCUCAACCUCAACCUCAACCUCAACCUCGUCGUCCUCCUCCACGUCGUCAUCAUCGUCCACCAGCACGAGCACCACCACCACCAGCACAAUCGACUUGCCCACAACCCUGCUGCUUGUUGAAACGACAGACCGUCUCCCGGACACCACCACUGACACGAGCACCAGCACUAGCACGUCCAUCUCGUCAUCCACCUCCACGUCAACAUCAUCCUCAUCCUCCACAUCGACGUCAACUUCAACGUCUUCCUCUUCCUCGUCAUCCAGCUCUUCUGCAGUGUUGCCUGACACGACAUUUGCCAUCCCAACGACAGACGUUGGCCUUGAGCCAACGACCCAGGACACUGUCACAUCCACAUCUACCUCUACAUCCACAUCUACCUCCACAUCCACAUCUACCUCCACAUCCACAUCCACCUUCACAUCGACGUCAAGUUCCUCGAGCUCAUCCACAACAAACUCGCAAGUCGCUGUGCCCGAGUCCACGUUUGUUGUUCCGACGACCGAUAUCGGUGGUGAACUGACAACCCAAGACGUCACCUCGACCUCCACAUCGUCGUCCACCUCCACAUCGUCGUCGACCUCCACGUCUUCAACAGCAUCGACAACCACCACGACCAUGCCUGCGGUCGACACCACCUUCCAGGACUUUGAUGCCACCACGCACGCUGAUUUGCCAACCACAGAUGCGCUGCCUGGUGCUGCCGAGCGCGGUGCUCAAGCAACGUUGGAGGAGGACUGGCUGUCCACGCCAGACUGGACAACGACGGCUGAAGGAACAAAGGCACCAAGCGCGGUGGCGACAACGAUGGCUGGUGAUGACACGACAGUAGGCGAGCAGGUCACGGUGGACAGUUUGGGCAGCACGGUCGACGCCCUGCCCACAACCGCUGAUCAUGUGGCUGAUGCCACAGCCACAGCUACAGCCGGCACGACGACAACCACAACGACAGGGCUGCCUGACACCACAGCGUGGGAGGAAACAUCUGCGGAUGUUGACGUGGUGACCACAGAUGUGCCUGCCACUGCCAAUCCCAGAGCAGGGGCAACAACCGAACCGAGCACACCGGCCACAGCGGCUGCUGCACCGACAUCGCAGGACUGGGAAGCAACGACUGCCGAUGACGCUGUCGCCAGCACUGCAGAUGUUGUGUCAUCUUCUUCCGAUCUUACAACAACUACAGCCACCACCACCACGACAACAACAACAACAGCGGACGUCCAGAUUACGAGUGACGCGGGUGCUGCGACAACAGAAGAUGAUGAGCAGCUGCUGACCACCGCCGAUGGCGUGCUAUCGUCACCGGCAGCCCCACCAACAGCGGGUGCAACGGCGCGUGUGGCAACAACAACCCAGGAUGACGAACUGGUGAGCACAGGUGCGUCUGAGACGACGGACGAUGCUGGCGGUGCGGCAAGCACGAUUGACCUGAAUGACGCGCGCACGGUGUCAACGCUCAGACCAGCGGGUGCAGAGCCGCUCGCCACCACCACAACCGCGACAACCACGGCUCAGCCCGUGACGUCGACGAUGAUGGAGACAUCAACGGCACUCCCAGACACCACCACCGGCGAGGAUGCUGCGGCAUCGACUGUUGAUGAGACGACAACAGACACACUGGAAGACACAACGAGCGAAGCAGCAUCCACAACCGCCCAUGCCGAAGACACAACGGCUGACGUCACAACAUCUGCACAGGACGCUCCGCUCACAACCACCGACGCUGGCACAGCAACCACACUGCCAACAACAGCGACUGCUGAGGCGACUACCGCAGACGAAACCACAACAAAUGGCGCCAUUGAAACAACGACAGCGGAAGCUGUGGCGACAACGACAGACGGCCUACCCGCGAGCACAGCAGGUGCAUCCACCACAACCGUGGCAACGACAGAAACAGCAACAACAGCUGCUGCUGUUGACACGACAACCGAUGACGACAUGACAACACGCGAUGCCAUCGACACCACGGCGGACGAUUUUACAACCACCGCCGCCGCCGCCACCACCACUGCUACGACGGCUACUUCCACCACGACGCCUGUUGUUGAGACGACGACGUUGGAUGAUGUCGCCACAACCACCAGCGACUGGGACACGACGGUGGACGCUGAAGGGUCUCUGUCGUUCUCGGCAGCGACAACCACGACCCAGGCACCCAGCGUUCCCACAACGCACGAUGAUCCCACAACGCACGAUGAUCCCACAACGCGUGCCGAAGCCGAAACAACAACGGAUGACUUGGUCACGACGACGACGUUGACAACCAGUACCACCAUCCCCACCACGGCUGUGGAUGGCACGACACGCGAUGAUGCCACAACCUGGGAUGAGGGCGCCACGACAACAGAUGGUUCUGUCGACACCUCAGCUCCAUCAACUGCAACAGCUAUUCCUGCCACGACGCGUGCUGAGCAAACGACGCAUGAUGAAGCUGCUCUCACCACCACUGACGAUGUCCAGCCUACGACUGAUGAUGGUUUGACUACCACCACCACCACCACCACGAUGACGACAACGACAUCAAGCACCGCAUCAACCACCACAUCAACAACAGCAGCGGAUGCGACAAUUGAGGUGGCAACGACACUCGAUGAGCAAACCACGCGCGAGGCGGUGGAGACGACGGAUGCUGUUACGACCACCACGACCACGAUAACGACAACUGUGGCUGACACCACCCGUGCAGAAGAAGAAGUGACAACCCAUGAUGGUGGCGACCCUGACGCGGAGACAACAGCGGAUGCGAACGUCGCGACGGAGGAAUCAUCCACAGCAGUGCCACCAACAACCACUGUUGAGGAAACAGCCACAACUGAUGGUGCAGAUGUGGUUGACACGACCAUCGACAUGGAUGUGCCCACGACAGCGACCGAGCCUGUCACUGGCAGUGCUCGCAAGCGGGCAACGACAACCACCGUUCCAGCCGCGUUCACCACAGAUGGGUCGUUGAUGACGACAGCGGAGCCAAUGGACACAACAACGGAUGACAUGACCUCCACGUCCACGACCACAACCACGUCCACACCCGUGCCAACCACAGAAGAGCAGCUCCCGUCCACCGACAACGCUGAUGAUUUGCUGUUCACAAGCACAGACCAAGGUGUCACAUCCACAUCCACGUCCACGUCCACGUCCACACCCGUGCCCACUACGGAGGAACAGCUCCCGUCCACCGACAACGCUGAUGAUUUGCUGUUCACAAGCACAGACCAAGGUGUCACAUCCACAUCCACGUCCACGUCCACGUCCACACCCGUGCCCACUACGGAGGAACAGCUCCCGUCCACCGACAACGCUGAAGACUUGCUGUUCACAAGCACGGACCAAGGUGUUACCUCCACGUCCACGUCCACGUCCACGUCCACACCCGUGCCAACCACAGAAGAGCAGCUCCCGUCCACCGACAACUCAGAUGAGCUGCUCACAAGCACGGAUAUGGGUAUGGACACGACACCAGCGACAACGACGACAACGACCACCACCACCACCACCACCACCACUACGGCAGCAACGACUGAGGAUGUUGCUCCAACGAGCGAUGACUCUGCGUCGUUCAUGAGCACGGCCGACAAUGCGGAGGUGCUGUCAACAACAAACGAUGUGACGUCCACAUCAAGUAGCACGUCAAGUUCGACCUCGUCCACGCCAACGACCAUCGUGCCGACAACACAGCCCUUGGUCGCGUCCACAGAAGAUGCUGCUGCGUUUGCCUCCACAACAGACGACACGGCAACAACAAGCACGUCAACUGCACCGCAAGUUCCGACCACAGAGGCUCUGGUGGCAUCGACAGAUGAUGCAGGUGGUCUGCUUCCGACAACGCAGGAUGUCACGUCCACCGGCACAUCGACAUCCACUUCGACGUCAACGUCAACGUCAACGUCAACAUCCUCCUCCUCGUCAUCGUCGUCGUCGCAAGUUCCCACAACAGACGCAGUGGUGCCGUCCACGGAUGAACAGCUGCUGAUGAGCACGAGCGAUGAUGCUGCGGUGCUGUCAACCACCAACGAUGACGUGACAUCCACAUCCACCAGCACCUCCACAUCAUCAUCAUCAUCCUCCUCCUCCUCGUCGUCCUCGAGUGCGUCCUCGACGGUGCUGCCCACUACCCAGCCGGAAAUGGCUUCCACAGAUGACAGCGAGCUGCUGUCCACAACGGAAGAUCUGACGACUACCACGACGACCACGACAACAACAACGACAACGACGUCAACGCAGAUGCCGACUACGCAACCUGCGUUUGCCUCCACGGAUGACAUGGAGCUGCUGGCCACAACCACGGACAGUAUCACAUCCACGUCAACAUCCACAUCAACAUCCACCUCAACGUCGUCAUCGUCAUCGUCAUCCACUGUGCUUCCAACCACGCAGCCGUUACUCGCAUCCACAGACAACGGCGAGCUGUUGGCAACGACCACAGACGAAGUGACAUCGACAUCCACCAGUCCAUCGUCAUCGUCAUCGUCAUCGUCAUCCACAUCAACAUCGUUUGCACCGCGCACCACGGAAGGUCUCUUGGCAUCGACUGAUGGCGGCGAGCUGCUUGCAACCACCACUGAUGAGAUGACUUCCACGCCUACUUCCACGUCCAUUUCGACGUCGACGUCAUCCUCGACAUCCUCCACCACCACAAUAUUGCCGACGACACAGCCCAUGUUCGCCUCUACAGAUGAGGAGCAGCUGCUGGCGACAACGACGGACGAGGUUACAUCCACGUCGACGUCAACUUCAACAAGCACGUCGUCGUCCUCCUCUUCCUCCUCUUCUUCCACUGUGUUGCCAACCACACAACCGUUCAUUGCCUCGACGGAUGAGGCAGGAAUGCUGUCAACAACCAAUGACCAGGAGAUGUCGUCCGCUUCAACCAGCACUACCACCACGUCGUCAUCGUCAUCCCCCGUGCCGCCAACGACAGAGCAAGUGUUUGCGUCAACAGACGAAGGUGUGCUCCUGUCCACCACAACCGACGUGACGUCGACAAGCACGACCACAACCACGACAUCCACGUCAUCUGUGGCGCCUCCAACCACAGAGCUCUUCGUUGCAUCCACAGACGAUGGCGGGCUGUUGGCGACGACAACAGAUGAAGUGACGUCCACAACGCCGAGCAUGUCUUCGUCAUCGUCGUCGUCAGUCGCACCACCCACUACGGACGCCCUGUUUGCAUCCACAGACGACGGUGGCCUGCUGGCGACAACGACAGAUGAGGCGGCCUCGAGCUCUACCACAACGUCCACAUCAACAAGCUCGUCCACGUCCACAUCCACAUUGUCCUCAACAUCGUCUUCGUCGUCUUCGUCGUCAGUUGUGUUGCCGACGACACAGCCUGUGUUUGCCUCCACGGACGAUGGGCAGUUGCUGGCCACGACGGCCGAUAUCGGAACGUCAUCAACAAGCACGUCCACGUCCACGUCAUCAAAGCCGAUUGCGACAACCCAGGACGUGGUGCGCACCACCGAUGACGGCUUGCUCGUGCCGACAACGGACGAGGGCCUGGUCACGUCCACCUCCAGCACAUCGUCAUCGUCAACAUCAACGGCACCGCCUGUGGCCACCACCGAUGUUGGGUUUGAGCACACGACGGAGGAGGACCUGCUGCCAACCACCGCCGAUAUCACGUCGACCUCAAGCAGCACGUCCACGUCGUUUGUGCCAGACGCAGUCAUCUGUGUCAACGACACGGUUCUAUACCGGGACGUAGUGCUGGUGCUGGACAGCUCGGCCAGCCUGCACCAGAGCGGAUGGGCGGACGUGACGGACUUUGCGUCCGCCUUCCUGGAGGCGUUCCCCUCGGACACGACGCACGCGCGCGUGGCCGUGGUCGUGUUCUCCACCCGCGCAUCGCUGGUUGCGGACUUUGAUGACUACCUCGGUGAUCUGCGUGGCCUCGCGUCUGUUGUGGAGACGCUUCCCUUUGAGAACGGCGCUACAGCCACAGACAGGGCGCUGCGCUUUGUGCGGCAAAACCUCAUUUCCUCCGUCGAUGCCGGCCGCCGGUCGAAUGUGGGGUCGGUUGUGAUCACGGUGACGGAUGGCGAGCCGAGUGCCUUUCAAGAAGACGUGCAGCAGCGUGUGGAUGAGCUGGUGGCAGUUGGCGCGCAGCUGUACGCGGUUGGCGCUGGCGACUUGGUGUCAGACAGCACGCUGAACUUGCUGGGCCCCGACGGCGUGUUUCGCGUGGAGUCCACGCGCUGGCUGUUUGAUCUCCUUGCUGACAACGAAUUCGACCCGAUCCUGUGCGGGGCUGCGGGCCCCUCCACGCUCUCCACCUCCUCACCACUCAAGUCCGUGUCCUCGCUGCCGUUCACGACCGAGGCCAUCACGUCGUCGGCCGUCGUGCCGCUGUGCGCCUCGGAUCCGAGUGCCGACGUGCUCUAUCAGGACGUGGUGCUGGUGCUGGACAGCUCCGCGAGUCUUCUUGAGGAAGGGUGGGCGGCUGUCGCAGAGUUUGGUGCCUUGUUCCUGGAGGCGUUCCCCUCGGACACGACGCACGCGCGCGUGGCCGUGGUCGUGUUCUCCACCCGCGCAUCGCUGGUUGCGGACUUUGAUGACUACCUCGGUGAUCUGCGUGGCCUCGCGUCUGUUGUGGAGACGCUUCCCUUUGAGAACGGCGCUACAGCCACAGACAGGGCGCUCAAGUUUGUGCGGGAGAGGCUCGUGACUGCAACGGGUGUGGGCCGCCGGUCGAAUGUGGGGUCGGUUGUGAUCACGGUGACGGAUGGUGAGCCGAGCGCACUGCAGGAAGACGUGCAGCAGCGUGUGGAUGAGCUGGUUGCCGUUGGCGCGCAGCUAUAUGCAGUUGGUGCCGGCGACCUGGUGUCGGACAGCACGCUGAACUUGCUGGGCCCCGACGGCGUCCACCACGUUGAUGAUGUGAACCACCUGCAGGAUUUGGUGUUCAACAGCGACUUUGACGCGAUGCUGUGUGGUGUUGUCGAUGUUGGCACGAGCACGACCACCACGACCACCACGAUCAGCUCGACAUCAACGUCAACAUCAACGUCGUCUUCCACUUCCUCUUACACAUCAACGUCAACAUCAACGUCGUCUUCCACUUCCUCUUACACGUCAACCUCCACCUCGACCUCUUCUUCCACUUCCUCCUACACGUCGACAUUCUCGUCCACCUCCUCGUCUUCAUCAAGCUCCACCUUCUCCUCCACCUCGUCUUCCACUUCCUCCUCCACAUCCUCGACCACGACAACUGACGCGUGGCCAACCAGUGCGCCGUCCACAUCGUCAUCGUCUUCGACUUCGUCUUCGACGUCAUCGUCUGUCUCGACCACAACGACGACAAUCACAACCGGUGUACCUGGGUCGACAUCGUCGUCUUCAUCCACAUCAUCAUCCACAUCAUCAUCCACAUCAUCGUCGUUGUCGACUGCGACGCAGGGCGACGCACCCUCCACUUCAUCAUCGUCAUCGUCCUCCACUUCGUCGUCGACGUCCUCAACGACUGAAACGCCAAGCUUCCCGUCGACCUCAUCUUCGUCAUCGUCGUCCACAUCAUCCACAUUCACGCCACCAACCACAUCCUCGUCCUCAUCCACAUCGUCAUCGACAUCAACGACGCUGUCGACUUCGACAUCGUCGUCCACCUCCACUUCCACCAGUGGUGUCAUCUCAUUCUCUGCCAGCAGCACGUCCACGUCCACAUCAUCUUCGUCGUCGACAUCAUCGUCGUCGUCAACCUCUCUCAGCACGUCAACCUCUACCUCCUCUUCGACGUCCACCUCGCAGACCACGUCCACAUCAUCGUCCACAACAUCAUCAACCUCCUCAUCCACGUCGUCUUCGAUCUCAUCGUCCACUUCAAGCACAACCUCAAGCUCGACAUCAAGUUCGACGAGUACGUCCACAUCAUCAUCUUCGUCUUCUUCGACCACCACGUCGACUUCGACGUCUACAACGUCCUCUUCAUCCACAUCCACAUCCACGUCCACAUCCACAUCCACAUCCACAUCGUCUUCGUCUUCGUCUUCGUCUUCCUCCAGCACAUCCACGUCCACUUCCACGUCGUCCUCUUCCUCCACCACAACGUCCACAUCCACAUCAUCGUCCUCAUCAACAUCAACCUCCACGUCAUCUUCGUCUUCCUCCAGCACAUCCACGUCCACUUCCACGUCGUCCUCUUCUUCCACGACCACAUCCACAUCCACGUCCACUUCCACAUCCACGUCCACAUCGACAUCUGUCACGACGACAACGCCCGAGGUGCCGUUUGCCUCUGCUGGGCGACAGCUGAGCUUUGAGGCUGCUGAUGGUCCGGCUUCAGACUCGUGGCAACUCGACACAAAUGCGCGCGUGGUGGAUGUGAGUGGCGGCCUGUGCACGCUGGUGCAGUGCAAUGCGACAGACAGCACGCUGCUGCCGCCCGGUGAUGGCACGGCGGCGCUGCUGUUCAGCGGAGCAGGGCAGGCCCAGCGCAGCGUUCGCGUGGUCUUUGACGGCCGAACGCUGGUGAGUGUGCGGUUUGCGCUUGGCUGGCCACUCGGUGCGCCAUUACCAGACUCGCUGUGGGUGACCGUGGCGGUGGUGUCGCACACGAGCACAGCAGGGCCCGUGACGGCCCUGCCUUCCCAGCAACGCAUUCGUCCGAUGGAGCUGCCACUGCUGCACGAAGGCAGCAUGGCUGAGGCUGAGGCGCUGCUUGUGGUGGAUGCCCCUGAUGGUGCCGGUGUGACCAGUGUCGACCUUGCGCUGACGCUGGCGACCAACGCCACGUCACCCAGCGACAGGCUGCUGUUUGACAAUGUCGCGGUGAGCGUGAGUAGCUUCACAUACGACACGCUUGUUGAUCUGAACGGCCCUGCGCCCGGCUUGGACGCCGAGGCCGCGUACAGGCGAGGCGAGACGCCCUCGUUUGUGUGCCCGUACGCGCGCGUGUUUGACUUGGGCACGGGUCGCCCAACGACGCUGCUGCUGCAGCUGGAUGACGGCGCAACGCAGGAACAGGUGCUGUCGGCGUCACGCGUGCCCGGGUCCUCGCUGACGUACUUUGAGGGCGUGCUGCUCAUCACAGCAGACUCCACACCGGCAUACGCGGGGGCGCUGCGAACGGCAAGCUUCCUCGACACGGACGUGGACGGCACGAAUGUGCAGCUGCUGGAUGUGGGCGUGAGCCUGACGCCCGUCUCUGCGCCCGCGGCCGUGCACCUGCGCGUGCUGCCCGAGUGCUCGCUGGACCCGGACUGCGUUGUGCCAAACGCGUGUGACGCGAGCCCGUGCGCCAACGGCGGGACGUGCAUUGCCAAUGCGACAGAUCCAACCCUGUUCACGUGCAACUGCACGUCUGCGUUUGAAGGCCCCACCUGUGAGAUGCCGCGCGACACGGACUGUGAGGUGUAUGCGGAUGCGUGCCUGAACGGAGGGACCUGCGUGAACCUUGCUGGCCUCGACAACUACACGUGUGCGUGCCGGCCUGGCUUUGAAGGCGACGACUGCGGCGUGAACAUUGACGAGUGCGACACCAUGCCGUGCGCCAACGGAGGCACGUGCUACGAUGGCGAGAAUCGGCGCUAUUGCCUCUGCCCGCUCGGGUUUGAUGGUGAGAGCUGUGAGCUUGAACUGUGCGAGCCUGUGAACUGCGAUGAGGACGGGCAGAUUUGCAUUCCCGACGACAACGUCGUCACCACAGACCGCGAUGGCAACAUCAUCUUCAACCCAGACAUUGACUCCUCGCCCUGCGGAACCUUCAAGUCAUGCCAGGAGGGUGUGUGCUGCUUUGCACCGGAGUUUUGCACGCUGAACAGCACGGUGCUGGCGCUGCUGACCAACGAGACCGUCACAGCAGCGGCCGUGCCUGCACCACAAGGCCACGGCGUGUAUGACCUGGCGACCGUCGGCGCCGUGUCUACGGUUGACCUUGUGGGCAAUGUGGACGGGUACCUGCUGCGACGUCAGGGCACGUUGUACAUCACCUUCCGGCCGGCGUCAGCGAGCGCGAGCGGCGAGCUGCUGCGGCUGCAGAUGACCUCCUCCGAUGUGCUGCUGUCUGUGCUGGUGUCCACAUACAUCCUGACGGUGCGGGUGGAGGACACGGCAUCUGCGCAGCUGUACGACGAGGUUGCCUCAUCACUUGAGGACCGCUGGUACAUGCUCAUGGUCGUGGUGAACGACACGCGUGUGGACGUGCACCUGAACAAGCAGCUGUUUGACUCCUUUGACAUCGCGCAGCCGCUCCCCGCUGGCGCCGAUGGUGACGCCGCCUUCACCCUUGGUCGCAGGUCGUCGUCGUCACUCGCUGCGUACGUGUACGCGCCGAGUGCACGCUUUGUAAAUGGCGGCGCAGCGCAGCGGGACCUGGCACCUCUGGAUCUGUUGGGGAUGGGGGAUGGCCGUGGUGGCUUGUCUGCAGUAAACGGCGUGUUUACCUUCACGGCAAAUGAGAGUCAGUACCUGCAAUUUGAUGACCCGCCACUCGUCACCGACGUUCUCACCAUCGUCGCCACAGUGGAGCAAGAAGCAAACAACAACGGCUACUUGCUAGCGAAACACGCGAGUGACGACGAUCGCAGGCUCUAUUCGCUCUACUACUCGGCCACAAGGCAAAGCAUAUGCGUGUACUACUCGGAUGCGAGCAAGGCGGUACGAAGCCGGUGCCUGGCAUAUGUCAACGAUGGCGGUCGCCACGAGCUCGUGGUGAGCAUGACGGCGUCAACCAUCAUGCUGAGUGUCGAUGGCACCGUGACGGGCAUGCUUGACGUGAUCGACCCGCUGGUUGACGCGGCAGGCACGCUGUAUGCGGGCCGUCGGUUUGGCGCCUCUUCCCCGCCCUUUGCCUUUGAGGGCACCAUGCAUGAGCUUCGCGUGCACUAUUCAGGAUCAUCGGACCCGUCUUCGUUCUAGGCCUUUUGUGUGUGUGUGUGUGUGUGUGUG
Molecule: messenger RNA, 13482 nt
Organism: Salpingoeca rosetta
Lineage: Eukaryota; Choanoflagellata; Craspedida; Salpingoecidae
Product: NOTCH2 protein
Exons: 7
Coding region: 400-13452 (4350 amino acids)
Biological process (GO): Notch signaling pathway
Molecular function (GO): Notch binding; calcium ion binding
Source: RefSeq, a predicted model, not a curated record